UUUCUCUCAACUCUCAUGGGUCUUCUGUUGUCCUUACCCCUUGCAGGGGGACUGGGAACAAUCGGCUCGUCCUGUUUGGCGGGCCUUGCCUUCUGUUUCACCUCCACAGCUGCGUCCAUGUUCUUCAAGUCAUGCAAUUGCAACUCUUCAAUCGCUACCCGCGUUGGCUUUGCGAUAAUCUUCUCCUUGAACUCAAUACUGGCCUGGGUAAUGAAGACGCAGAUGGUCGCAGAACUCAUUCGCAAGUGGAGUUACGACUACAUCAAGAUGGAGUGUGCCAACAACAAGUGUUAUGGAGUUCUGGCGGUCCAUCGCAUCUGUUUCGCCCUCACUCUGUUCCAUAUCAUCCUCAGUCUUUCUCUCAUCGGCGUCAAAGACACCCGUGACAAGCGUGCUGCACUUCAGAAUGGCUGGUGGGGUCCAAAAGUCCUGCUGUGGAUUCUCAUCAUUGUCUCGUCAUUCUUUAUUCCCAACCAGUUUUUUAUCUUCUGGGGAAACUACGUGUCUCUCAUUGGCGCGACAAUAUUCAUCCUGCUUGGUCUCGUACUUCUUGUGGACUUUGCCCACACUUGGACGGAAACCUGCAUCGAAAACUGGGAAAACGACUCGUCCUCUCUUUGGCAGUUUAUCCUUAUUGGAUCAACUGCUGCCAUGUACAUCUUCACGAUUACCAUGACGGGUAUCAUGUUUGGGUACUUUGCGGGGUCAGGAUGCACUCUGAACCGAUUUUUCAUUGCCUUUAAUCUAACUUUGGCCAUCGUUAUCACCCUUGUUGCGAUAAACCCGACUGUUCAAGAACACAACCCCCGUUCUGGCUUAGCACAAUCCGGAAUGGUUGGCGCAUACUGCACAUAUCUUAUUGUUUCUGCUGUCUCCAAUCAUACACACGAGUCCAACAAAUGCAACCCUCUUCGUAGCAGCGAAAGCACAGCACGGACCACAGCAGCCGUCCUCGGCGCUAUAUUCACCUUUCUAGCUAUCGCCUAUUCCACAACGAGGGCAGCCACCCAAAGUCGUGCUCUUGUGCGUAACGGCAAACGCGGAAGUGCCAUCCAGCUCCCCGAUGAUGACGGGCAUGCUGAACUAGGAGUGGUCAAUACCCAGCCGUCUAGAACUGACUCACCGAGAUACAGAGCUCUUCUGGCAGCAGUUGAGGCUGGUGCUAUCCCAGAGUCAGCUCUCCAGGAAGACGAGGAUGAUGAAGACGACUUGGACACGGAAACACGCGACGAUGAGCGGUCGGGUACACGUUACAAUUACUCUUGGUUCCACAUUAUAUUCGCCAUUGCGGCGAUGUACGUUGCGAUGCUGUUGAAUGACUGGAAUGUUGUGACCUCGGAUGACAAAUCACCAGAUCCCAAUAGCAUUUACAUUGGCCGUUCAGAAGUUGCGAUGUGGAUGCGCGUGGUUUCUAGUUGGAUAUGCAUGCUUUUAUAUAUUUGGAGUCUCAUCGCACCAGUCAUACUCCCUGAUCGAUUUGGUGAAAUAUAA
Molecule: messenger RNA, 1491 nt
Organism: Mycena indigotica
Lineage: Eukaryota; Fungi; Basidiomycota; Agaricomycetes; Agaricales; Mycenaceae
Exons: 9
Coding region: 16-1491 (491 amino acids)
Cellular component (GO): membrane
Source: RefSeq, a predicted model, not a curated record